Fusarium vanettenii 77-13-4 is the source of this 2418-nucleotide messenger RNA. RefSeq lists its product as uncharacterized. The transcript has 2 exons. Lineage: Eukaryota; Fungi; Ascomycota; Sordariomycetes; Hypocreales; Nectriaceae. The record is from RefSeq and is a predicted model, not a curated record. Bases 1 to 2418 code for a protein of 805 amino acids.
AUGACUGACCCACUCUGCCCUCGAUGUCAGUCUCUCGAUCUCUCCGUUGCAAAAUUCCGCAUCGAGAACACCAGAGCUGGAGAAGAGAACUGUUUUCCUCCUUUGAUCGAAUUCGCCCCUAGUCAUUAUGUUCUUGGAACAAUGGCUCAGAUCAGGCUCAAGUCAUGCGAGGCCUAUAUAAUAUUGGCAGCACCCUCCAAGUACGACAAAUCAGAUGUUGACUACCCUGGUCUCUUGAAUGAUGAGACGCAAUUCCUCGGAAGGCGCAUCGGGUCCAAUCACAACAAAAGAAACCUCAUCCGAGAGUUCCUUCGCCUCUGCGAGAGGUUCCAUGACGACCGGUGUACAAGGAAGCUGGGCAUUGAGGACCCCUUUCAGGAGACAUUGAAUGAGCCAUACUUUGGUGUCAUAGACAUUGAGAAUGAGAAUCUAGUACCCUUACCUUUCAGUCAAUCAGGUCGCCUUCUUUGUUUUGAACCAUACGCCACAGUUAGUUACGUCUGGGGAACCAAGCACAGCCGCCAGCAUGCCACCCGGAUCAGCACCAUCCAGAGCCGACGCAAAUCGGGUGGCCUCUCUGCUGUUAUCAGGGAGCUUCCCAAGGCUCUCCGGGAAAGCAUCGAUUUGGUUCGUGGGCUAGGCAUCAGAUACAUGUGGAUUGAUGCUCUGUGUAUUGUGCAGGACAGCAGCCACUCUUGGAACCUGAACGCUCGAGCAAUGCACUUGAUCUACGGCAAUUCAACCAUCACUAUAUGUGCAGCAGAUGGAGAGGAUGCAAGCACUGGUCUCUUGGCCCUUGACAACAAUCACAGACCGCCCCAGAUGAUUGUAAACUACGAUGAAGGGGUUUGCCUCAUCCUACAUUGGCCAUCCGAGACCAGCAUCAAAACUACUCGGUGGAAUCAGCGCGCAUGGACAUUCCAGGAACGACUGCUCUCAAAGAGAUGCCUGAUUUUCACAGAGGGAAGGAUUUUCUUUCAGUGCCGGUCCACUGGUAUGUCUGAGGACGUGUUUUCGGACAAGGAUGGCAAGGGUUGGUCACUUGAUCUCGUCCGGGCACCCCUCCAGCUGCUGUCCCAGCUCAAGGUCCGAGCAUUUUGGUUCUACGCCCACUGUGUCACUCUUUAUACAGCACGGGAACUAUAUGAACCUUUCGAUAUUCUGGCUGCGUUUGGUGGUAUGUGUAGGCUCAUGGAGAAUACCAUGCAAGCUCCAUUCGUCUUCGGCCUUCCCACGUCUCAUUUCGAUCUCGCCAUUCUUUGGCAACCGGUAGCCAAGUCAGAGCGACUCAACAGGGCAACAGUCUCAGAUGACCCUAAAUACAAGGACAUGAGAUUUCCUAGCUGGUCUUGGUGCGGUUGGAAUCACCAGGGUGCCACAUAUGACUGGGAGAUGGUUGGUGGAUGCUUCGCCGAUGUCCGCACUUGGAUUUUGAACCACACUUGGAUUGAUUGGUAUAUUCGAGACGGCUACGGCACCCUACGCCGUGUCUGGGAUCGUCGCUACGCGAAGGAAGACGAAAGCGACGAUGGCCGGUGGAGAGGCUACAAGAUUACGGAAGCAUCAAAUCAAGAACACAAAGCCUCCGAUGACAAGCACAACGGCGAGACUACAACAACCAAGGAUAGGGAUGAGAAGAUGACAAACAGAUAUCUACCGCGGGCUCCAAAACGAAUCUGCAUGGAUUUGCAGGACAUAGUUUCGUCAUUGACGUCAGCGAAUCGCCAAACAGCAAAUACUUUACACACACCAACGUGUAGGGAAGGAGCAGCAGGGCUUAUCUCUACACCCCCUCUUUUUCCAUCAGAGGCCGACGCAUUUGGUCGGCCAUACAUCGGGAGAUCGACAAGAUCCUUUGUAAUGAAAGAGUUCACAUUGACACUUCCGGAGGACCCGUUCAAUGUUCUCACCAGAGAAACAAGCCAAGGAUCCAUUUCUUCUCGCUCAGUUGAGGAAUUUCCAGACCAACCCUUCUUACAAUUCUUCACUUGGAGAGCAAAGUUCCACGUCACGAGCCUUGCCGAAAGCCAGUACGCACCUGAGCAACCUCUGAAAGAAGGACGAGAGGCUGAAGGGGAGGGACCGCUCUGCCGUUGUGACAUCAUUGACCGCCGCGGGGACAAGUGCGGUUCAGUGGUUGUCGAUACCAAGUGGCUUAGAGGAAAAGAAAAAGUCCACGAGACGCUGUUCGAGUUCAUUGCCAUUUCUGAUGCCAAACAGUUUACCGAGAAGGAGUUUCCUGAUUGGACAUACUACAUUCCUAAGGAAAGGAUUGAGUCUGAGUGGGAUCUAUACUAUGUCUUGUUGGUCGAGUCGAUUCCGGAAGAGGGUAUUUAUCGUCGAGUUGCGUUGGGCAAGGUAUUCAAGGCAGCAUUCACCCACUCGAAGAAUGAGUGGAAGGAGAUCAUCUUGGGCUGA